This is a messenger RNA of Candoia aspera, 1486 nucleotides long. RefSeq names its product homeobox A9 (gene HOXA9). The record is from RefSeq and is a predicted model, not a curated record. Bases 376 to 1149 code for a protein of 257 amino acids. Gene Ontology annotation, cellular component: nucleus. Gene Ontology annotation, molecular function: DNA-binding transcription factor activity, RNA polymerase II-specific; RNA polymerase II cis-regulatory region sequence-specific DNA binding. Gene Ontology annotation, biological process: DNA-templated transcription; embryonic skeletal system morphogenesis; anterior/posterior pattern specification. The transcript is spliced from 2 exons. NCBI's taxonomy places the organism in Eukaryota, Metazoa, Chordata, Lepidosauria, Squamata, Candoiidae.
UAUAAAAUAGUCCACUUAAAAAGAGUGAUCAUAACAGACCCCCUCAAAAUAGUCUGAUCCUUUUAUCUCAUUUGGCCACAAUUAAAACAAACUUUGCCGUACAACUUGCUUAUUCCUUUGCAUUAAAAAAAAGCAUAUGGCUUUGCUAUAAAAAUGAUGACUGGAAAACACUGACCCAUUAAUAGCCUGCGGACUGAUUUAUUCUUUAUUGUUCUGCUGCCCGGGCACGUGACACCCGGCAGCCAAUGGGCUGACAGGCAGCCUUCAACUUAUUAGGUGACUGUACUACUUCGCAAGGACCAAGUUGUUACAUGAAAUCCGCAGUUUCAUAAUUUCGCCAGGGCUCGCCUCUCCUUUGGCUCGGCUGGGGCGGCGAUGUCUUCGUCGGGGGCGCUCAGCAACUACUACGUGGACUCCUUCCUCCUCCACGAGACCGAGGAGCUGGUGCAGUCGCGCUACGCCUCGGCGCCGCUGGGCCAGCCGGCCAGGCAGGCGACCCUCGGCGAGCACCCCGAGUUCACCCCCUGCAGCUUCCAGUCGAAGGCGUCCGUCUUCAGCACUUCCUGGAACGCCGUGCACCCGCCGAGCGCCAACAAUGUGCCGGCCGUCUACCACCCGUACGUGCAUCACCAGCCACCCGACGGCAGGUACAUGCGUUCGUGGCUGGAGCCGAUGCCGGCCUCCUUGUCUUUCCCCGGCUUGCCGGCCAGCAGGCAUUACGGCAUUAAACCUGAACCGCUCACGGCCAGGAGGGGUGACUGUACCACCUUUGACACGCACGCACUCUCUCUGACUGAUUAUGCUUGUGGUUCUCCUCCAGCUGAUAGGGAUAAGCCAGCCAACGACGGGGCGUUCUCGGAAAACAAUGGCGAGAGCGAGGCAAACGGAGACAAACCCCAGCUGGAUCCAAAUAACCCAGCGGCAAACUGGUUGCAUGCGAGGUCCACCAGGAAGAAGCGGUGUCCUUACACCAAACAUCAGACGCUGGAGUUGGAGAAGGAGUUUCUGUUCAACAUGUAUCUCACCAGGGACCGACGAUAUGAAGUAGCCAGGCUCCUGAAUUUAACCGAGAGACAAGUGAAAAUCUGGUUUCAGAAUCGUAGGAUGAAAAUGAAGAAAAUUAACAAAGACCGAGCGAAGGACGAAUGAUGCUGGGAGGCAGGUUUAAUGGUGUGUCAAAACAGCGAAAUCCGCCCUCCCCCCCACCGCGGUCCUUCAACGCCACACAACGCAGUUCCCCUCCCCCACACCCUGAAACUGUGUCCAGGCCUCACAUAUUUUUAUUUUUCCAUUGCCAUUUGUUCUUGGUCAAUGCAGCUCUUGAAUGUACCUCGCCAGCGUGCAGAGAGACCGCCGUGCCCCGGUGCUAUUUCGGAGGUACCGUGUUUUUUUCCGUUUUUCUAUUCAUAGGAAAGCAAAGGAGGGACAUUACCGCACCAGGGUGAUAUGUUGCUUUGUCUAAAUCUACCUGUCAAGAAAGAAAGAA